UACCGGAAGAUUUCUGGGGACACUUGUAGUGGAGGAGAUGUUGAAGCACGACUGGAAGGAGAACUGGUCCCUUGUCCCCUGGCAGAAGAGAACGAGUUCAUCCUGUAUGCUAUGCGAAAGUCCAUCCACCGUUAUGACCUGGCCUCAGGAACCACGGAGCAGUUGCCUCUCACCGGGUUGCGGGCAGCCGUGGCCUUGGACUUUGACUAUGAACGCAAUUGCUUGUAUUGGUCUGAUCUGGCCCUGGAUGUCAUCCAGCGCCUCUGUUUGAACGGGAGCACAGGGCAAGAGGUGAUCAUCAAUUCUGGCCUGGAGACAGUAGAAGCUUUGGCUUUUGAACCCCUCAGCCAGUUACUUUACUGGGUGGAUGCAGGCUUUAAAAAGAUUGAGGUAGCUAAUCCAGAUGGUGACUUCCGACUGACAAUUGUCAAUUCCUCUGUGCUUGAUCGGCCCAGGGCUCUGGUCCUUGUGCCUCAAGAGGGGGUGAUGUUCUGGACAGACUGGGGAGACCUGAAGCCUGGGAUUUAUCGGAGUGAGAUGGAUGGUUCCGCGGCCUAUCGUCUUGUGUCAGAGGAUGUGAGGUGGCCCAACGGCAUCUCUGUGGACAACCAGUGGAUCUACUGGACAGAUGCCUACCUGGAUUGUAUUGAGCGGAUCACGUUCAGUGGCCAGCAACGCUCAGUCAUCCUGGACAACCUCCCACACCCCUACGCCAUUGCUGUCUUUAAGAAUGAAAUCUACUGGGAUGACUGGUCCCAGCUCAGCAUAUUCCGAGCUUCUAAAUACAGCGGGUCCCAGAUGGAGAUUCUGGCAAGCCAGCUUACAGGGCUGAUGGACAUGAAGAUUUUCUACAAGGGGAAGAACACUGGAAGUAAUGCCUGUGUGCCCAGACCGUGCAGCCUGCUGUGCCUGCCCAAGGUCAACAACAGUAAAAGCUGCAGGUGUCCAGAAGGUGUGUCCAGCAGUGUGCUCCCUUCUGGGGACCUGAUGUGUGACUGCCCUCAGGACUAUCAACUGAAGAACAACACCUGUGUCAAAGAAGAGAACACCUGUCUCCGUAACCAGUAUCGCUGCAGCAAUGGGAACUGUAUCAACAGCAUUUGGUGGUGUGACUUUGACAACGACUGUGGAGACAUGAGCGAUGAGAGGAACUGCCCCACCACUAUCUGUGACCUGGACACCCAGUUUCGUUGCCAGGAGUCUGGGACUUGUAUCCCACUCUCCUAUAAAUGUGACCUUGAGGAUGACUGUGGAGAUAACAGUGAUGAAAGCCAUUGUGAAAUGCACCAGUGCCGGAGUGAUGAAUACAACUGCAGCUCUGGCAUGUGCAUCCGUUCCUCCUGGGUGUGUGAUGGGGACAACGACUGCAGGGACUGGUCUGACGAAGCCAACUGUACUGCCAUCUAUCACACCUGUGAGGCCUCUAACUUCCAGUGCCGCAAUGGACACUGCAUCCCCCAGCGGUGGGCAUGUGAUGGUGACACGGACUGCCAGGAUGGUUCUGAUGAGGAUCCAGUCAACUGUGAGAAGAAGUGCAAUGGCUUCCGCUGCCCCAAUGGCACUUGCAUCCCAUCCAGCAAACAUUGUGACGGUCUGCAUGAUUGCUCAGAUGGCUCAGAUGAACAGCACUGUGAGCCCCUCUGCACACGCUUCAUGGACUUUGUGUGUAAGAACCGCCAGCAGUGCCUGUUCCACUCCAUGGUGUGUGAUGGAAUCAUCCAGUGCCGUGACGGGUCCGAUGAGGAUGCGGCAUUUGCGGGAUGCUCCCAAGACCCCGAGUUCCACAAGGUCUGUGAUGAGUUCGGUUUCCAGUGUCAGAAUGGAGUGUGCAUCAGCUUGAUUUGGAAAUGCGAUGGGAUGGAUGACUGCGGCGAUUAUUCUGAUGAAGCCAGCUGUGAAAACCCCACAGAAGCCCCCAACUGCUCUCGCUACUUCCAGUUCCGGUGUGAGAAUGGCCACUGCAUCCCCAACAGGUGGAAAUGUGACCGGGAGAACGACUGUGGGGAUUGGUCUGAUGAGAAGGACUGUGGAGAUUCACAUAUUCUUCCCUCUCCGACCCCCGGGCCUUCCACGUGUCUGCCCAAUUACUACCGCUGCAGCACCGGGACUUGCGUGAUGGACACCUGGGUGUGCGAUGGGUACCGAGAUUGUGCAGACGGCUCAGAUGAGGAAGCCUGCCCCUCGCUUGCAAAUGGCACUGCCGCCUCCACUCCCACUCAGCUUGGGCGAUGCGACCGAUUUGAGUUCGAGUGCCACCAACCAAAGAAGUGUAUCCCCAACUGGAAGCGCUGCGAUGGCCACCGAGAUUGUCAGGAUGGCCGGGACGAGGCCAACUGCCCCACGCACAGCACUUUGACCUGUGUGAGCAGGGAGUUCAAGUGCGAGGAUGGCGAGGCCUGCAUCGUGCUCUCAGAGCGCUGCGACGGCUUCCUAGACUGCUCAGACGAGAGUGAUGAGAAGACCUGCAGUGAUGAGUUAACUGUAUACAAAGUACAGAAUCUUCAGUGGACGGCUGACUUCUCUGGGGAUGUAACUUUGACCUGGACACGGCCCAAAAAAAUGCCCUCUGCUUCCUGUGUAUAUAACAUUUACUACAGGGUGGUUGGAGAAAGCAUAUGGAAGACUCUAGAGACCCACAGCAAUAAAACAAACACUGUGUUAAAAGUCUUGAAACCAGACACCACAUAUCAGGUUAAAGUACAGGUUCAGUGUCUGAGCAAGGCACACAACACCAAUGACUUUGUGACCCUGAGGACUCCAGAAGGAUUGCCUGAUGCCCCUCGAAAUCUCCAGCUGUCACUCCAUAGGGAAGCAGAAGGUGUGAUUGUGGGCCACUGGACUCCUCCCAUCCACACCCAUGGCCUCAUUCGUGAGUACAUUGUAGAAUACAGCAGGAGUGGUUCUAGGAUGUGGGCCUCCCAGAGGGCUGCUGGUAACUUCACAGAAAUAAAGGACUUAUUGAUCAACACUCCAUAUACUGUCAGAGUGGCUGCGGUGACUAGUCGUGGAAUAGGAAACUGGAGCGAUUCUAAAUGCAUUACCACCGUAAAAGGAAAAGUGAUCCCACCACCAGAUAUCCACAUUGACAGCUAUGGUGAAAAUUCUCUAAGCUUUACCCUGACCAUGGAGAGUGGUAUCAAGGUAAAUGGCUAUGUGGUGAACCUUUUCUGGGCAUUUGACUCCCAUAAACAAGAGAAGAGAACUUUGAACUUCCGAGGGAAUGUGUUGUCACACAAAGUUGGCAAUCUGACAGCUCAUACGUCCUAUGAGAUUUCUGCCUGGGCCAAGACUGACUUAGGGGAUAGUCCUCUGACAUUUGAACAUGUGAUGACCAGAGGGGUUCGCCCACCUGCUCCUAGCCUCAAAGCCAAGGCCAUCAAUCAGACGGCAGUGGAAUGCACCUGGACUGGCCCCCGGAAUGUGGUUUAUGGCAUUUUCUACGCUACAUCCUUUCUUGACCUCUAUCGCAACCCGAAGAGCUUGACUACUUCACUCCACAACAAGACAGUCAUUGUCAGUAGGGAUGAGCAGUAUUUGUUUCUGGUCCGGGUGGUGAUACCCUACCAAGGGCCAUCCUCUGACUACGUUGUUGUGAAGAUGAUCCCAGACAGCAGGCUUCCACCUCGUCACCUGCACGCAGUUCAUAUCGGCAAAACCUCAGCUGUCAUCAAGUGGGAGUCACCAUACGACUCUCCUGACCAGGACUUGCUGUACGCAAUUGCAGUUAAAGAUCUAAUAAGAAAGACCGACAGGAACUACAAAGUCAAAUCCCGCAACAGUACUGUGGAAUAUACUCUCAAUAAGUUGGAACCUGGAGGGAAAUACCAUGUCAUUGUCCAAUUGGGAAACAUGAGCAAAGAUUCCAGCCUAAAAAUUACCACAGUUUCAUUAUCAGCACCUGAUGCCUUAAAAAUCAUAACAGAAAAUGACCAUGUUCUUCUGUUUUGGAAAAGUCUAGCUUUAAAGGAAAAACAUUUUAAUGAAAGCAGGGGUUACGAGAUACGCAUGUUUGAUAGUGCCAUGAAUAUCACAGCUUACCUUGGGAAUACUACUGACAAUUUCUUUAAAAUUUCCAACCUGAAGAUGGGUCACAAUUACACUUUCACUGUCCAAGCAAGAUGUCUUUUUGGCAGCCAGAUCUGCGGGGAGCCUGCUGUCCUGCUGUAUGAUGAGCUGGGUUCUGGUGGAGAUGUGUCGGCGAUUCAGGCUGCCAGAUCGACGGAUGUUGCCGCCGUGGUGGUGCCCAUCUUGUUCCUGAUACUGCUGAGCCUGGGGGUCGGGUUUGCCAUCCUGUACACAAAGCAUCGGAGGCUGCAGAGCAGCUUCACUGCCUUUGCCAAUAGUCACUACAACUCCAGGCUGGGGUCAGCAAUCUUCUCCUCAGGGGACGACUUGGGGGAGGAUGAUGAAGAUGCUCCUAUGAUAACUGGAUUUUCAGACGAUGUCCCCAUGGUGAUAGCCUGAAAGAGCUUUCCUCACUAGAAACCAAAUGGUGUAAAUAUUUUAUUUGAUAAAGAUAGUUGAUGGUUUAUUUUAAAAGAUGCACUUUGAGUUGCAAUAUGUUAUUUUUAUAUGGGCCAAAAACAAAAACGAAACGAAAAAAAAGGAAAGAAAGGAAUGAAUAAACUUUGUAGUAAUCAACUGUGAACUUCAAACCAGGUUGAUUUUAGUAACCAAAUUGCUUUGAUUUGACAUUAAUGUAGUCUUACAGGGCUGUGCUUGCUGGGCAUGCUUUUAAGUCUGUGAGAUAAUUUUGGUUCAGUAAAUCGGCCAUUCUUUUUAUUUUUCUAAGACACAGAAAUGUAUUUAAUAAAAACCUCAAGAGAGAUUUUGUUUUGAUUCAGUUUAUAGGGAAGUGUUUGGGUGUAUUAUGGGGGACGGUUCUUUUAUGUUAUUUUGUUAAUUUAUUGGGACUCUGUGUAAGGCCAGGCUUUAGUGGUCAUCAGGCACUGCAUGUGCUAUGAGCCUCUCACCCAGAGGGUGGGGGUGGUGAACAGAAGCAUUUUUGUUGCCGUCUCGGAAGCAAUCCAUUUGUAUUCACUUGUGUGUCACGUCAUGGUCUUUGGCAGGAGAGAGCACUGAGUCACUGCUGGAUCUCAGUUACACAGAGCUGCAGCUUGGGAAGCCCUGCAAAUCAACAGCUUCCUCUCUUAUAUCAAUUGAUGGCGUUUUCCUGUAUAUGACAAGAUGUAGCUUUGAAAGCUGCAAAUGAUAACUCGGCUUAUAUUAUACACUGGUUUCACUGUCAUUGCAAAAAAUGACUCUGGUUGUGGGAGAGAGUUGUAGAUCUGUGCCAUGAUAGAUACACUGGCCAAGGUAGUAUGUAAUUUUUCCUUUUUUUGGGUUUUUUGUUUUUGCUUACCACUGAAGAAUCUCGAAUGUAAAAUUUUAUAUUUGAAUUGAGGUGGCCACUUACUAUUGUUAAAAGUCCAUACUGAUAUAUGCAGUCAUUUUGAAUUGGGUCAGUGCCUUCUUUCUUUUUUUCUUCCUUUUCUUUCACCUUCUUCACCCAUGCCUCCGCGCAAUCUAAAGAGAAAGUGCUAUACACUCACACGGAGAGAGAGCGGAUCUAAACAUCUGAGACCACUCAAUCCAAUUGACAACAGCAGGAGUGCUAGAAUUUGUUCCAUUUAUUCUCUCUAAAAAACACGCUGUGCAUUUUUUCCUCUGCCUUUAAAAUGCCAUCCCCCUAUAUUCAAAUCGUGGCCACUUGAUAGUUAUGUAGAAUCCAUUGUGGACUGAUAUGCCCACACUUUAGACUUAGUGUUGUAGGCACCGAUGUCGAGCAUUGUUGUGACUUGUACUGUAGGAACCUCACUGCAGAAUUCCCUCACAGCUGAGAAGCAGUGAGCUCUGGGAAUAUUCCAAAGCCAGGCCUCUGAAUAUGUAUCCUUUAUAUGCAAACUCUGCAAAACCCCAUCCCCCUUAGAUGCAGCGCGUCACUUUCUCACAGGUGUUUGGUUUCUUUUGACCAAAAGUAUCAUUCUUGGGUGAUCAUCUAGUUUCAUUCUACCUAGGGGUUGUUUGGAAAACCAAGAAAGAGCCAAUUACAGUUUUUUUAGUUUUUAACAUUUUUAUUUAUAAAUAUAUAUAUUUUCAACUUAGACAUUUAGCAUGCCACGAGGGUAGGGCUCUACUUCUUUUUAACAAGUGGAGGUAACGAUAAGCCUUCUCCCAGCAUAUUUUCUCUUCUUUCCUAUCACUUUCCUUUUUAUUUUUUUAAAGACUGGAAUUUUUUUGCCUUUGUCUUGUCUUACGUUGGAGUUUCGUGCAAAACUCUACCUACCACCUUCCCUUUAAUAAGCUCUUUACGUAGCUGAAAGAUUAACAGUCUGGUGGGAGGCAAGUCACUUAAUUGAACCACUAGAAAGUGUAUUUUCUUCUUUUCUUUUUCUGCCAACUUUUUGGUGGCAUUUGUAAAAAGCUGAUAUAAAAGGCUCUGAGAUGUUAUUUUCAAUUAUUCCAUAGGCAAGCCUUUUUACGGAGCAUAUGUCUCCAGUUGGCAGCUUGAGAUAUUUUCAAGCAUCCAGUCUAGUUACCAGUGCCUGCCACUGCUUAGUGCACAGUACUGUACAGACCGGCCAUCACCCCUCUCCUUGGAAAAUGCCACUGUGCUGUUUGAAAAAAAGCAGCCUUUUAGGGCUAGAGUAUUUUAUAUAAACAGAAGAGCUAAGUUUCUGAAGACUAAGCUAGAUAGAUGCAGCUAUGUGUAAAUUGUAUAUUUUUAUGAACUUUUGAAGCACGCACUCCUUUUUCCCUCUGCAUAGCUUUGUGGGGAUCUGAUGUGUAUAUGCUGCCUGCAAGAGUCCAGAGGUUGGAGUGACAAUAGGAAAUGGACACAAAUCCUGCAUGCAGCUUUUGAAGGUGACCAGACGACUCUUCACUGUGACUAGUUGGAGCCCCUGGUUGCUUGUGAAGAAGGGGCUUUUGUACCUUGUUGGAGAUGCCACCUCCAAAGUUCACACUGUGCAGGGAAAAGGUUUUAUUCUCUCCCAGAGUAUGUUUGAAUGUCAGAUGCCUGCAUCCAUGUGGACCACAAUGGGCCUCUAACAUUUGGUCUCGAAACCACCCCCUCAAAACACAGGAGGAUUGUGUGUGGGUUUAUCUGGAAGCUGACUUUGUUCUUAGAUGUAGUGAAUGCUCCUUGAGCUUUGAGAUACGGGUCCAUGUGGACAUGUGGAUAAAAUGUGAGAAUGGAGUUCUAGAGAAGAUUCCAGGGAGAGGCCAUGUCUAUGCAGACCUGUUUCUAAACAGGUGAAAAGUUCCAGUAACCACUGGCUGCCCUGGCAAGCUGGAUAAAUAGUUAUGAUUCUAGGUAAAUGGUUGAAACUUCUGACCUUUGGAAAAGUGGUUUCUGGGAUUCCACCCUGGUAGUAAUCACAGGGAUGUUUCAGUGAGGGACAGAUGGGGGGCGCACAGCUGCAUUUUCUCUUCUGCCCACCAUGUGUGGCCCCCUAGAUUAAGCUAUACUCAACAAUUUAUGGAAUGUAACCCUUCUCAAAACAGUGGCCAUUUUGGGGGGAACUUGGGAGAGCAAUGGUGGGGUGAGUCCCUUAUAGAUAAACACACCUUGGAGAACUCUGCCUUUAGAUACCUACUCCGUGGUCACUCCAUCUAGUAAGAUUACAUUUCCAGUACUUUCUUAAGGGCAGGAACUCCAUCUUGUCAGAUUUGGUUGACCUGUUUCCCACGAAGGGAAUGUUGGUGAAUUCCCUAGAAGUCUCUUCCUUCAUUUGGGAAGGGGGUGCCUAGCAAAGAGAUCCAGAGAUAUAACCAAACUGAACACCAUCCCCAUAUAGAUUUUAGGAAUUGACUCAAAAACUGUGUAGACUCCUGUGUUGGGGCUGUAUCUUGACAUUCCUAUUAUGCUAUUUUUCUUAACUGGAGUGUGUGCUGCCUUUCAGGUACAAUUUUUGUGUAAUAAAAGCCAGUGCAUUAAGUUUAUAUAGACUACUUUCUAUGCAAGACUGAGAUAUGGAAUAGACAGCAAGAAAUAUGUACUGUUGGGUACACAGACAAGAGAUACCACCACUGAACGUGGGUUGAGGGAGGAUGGGUUGUAUAUAUGUUUCUGCCCGCUAAUUUUGAGCAGCCGUAUUAUGAAUUAAGUCAUCCGAGCCAAGUAAUAACCCAAGAAUGGUAUGAGUUUCAUGCGUAAUAGCUCAAAUGGAAUAAGCAUGAAUGCUGAAGUGGAACAUUAUCCUCAGAUAUUCCAUGUCACUUCUCAUUUAAAGACUCUUGUUAUGAAUUAUUAGAAAUGUUAGGCAAAAUCAAAAAUAUUUGCAGCAAAAUAAAGGCCUAUUCUGCUCUUAUUUAAAGUGAAACACUGUAUACUUGUUUCUCUCCAAAGUGAAAUUAGGUAUUUAUAAUUUCAAUUGCCUCGAUAAGUUUCCAAGUCACUGAUUUCUGCUGAAGAUUUUACUAUAUUGUUGCACAAUUUUAAGAUAAUUUUUGUCUCAAUGUCAACUUUUUUCACUGAAUAAAAAUUUAACGGGGUCAAGAAAAUGCCUGUUUGAAAACCCACUCUCUCUGUGUGUCUUGAGUUGUUCUUUUGAGUGCAAUAAAGAUAGCUAAUGCAGUCUCCAAA
Messenger RNA from Carlito syrichta (Philippine tarsier), 8587 nucleotides. RefSeq names its product sortilin related receptor 1 (gene SORL1). The record is from RefSeq and is a predicted model, not a curated record. NCBI's taxonomy places the organism in Eukaryota, Metazoa, Chordata, Mammalia, Primates, Tarsiidae. Bases 112 to 4464 code for a protein of 1450 amino acids. The transcript is spliced from 34 exons. Gene Ontology annotation, molecular function: protein binding.